AUGUCCGUCAACAGACUCUUGGACUACCGCCUUUCCGGUCUGUCGAUGAUGAAUGCCCUGGAUCUCGACUCUGCAGAAUGCUUCCUUGCCUUCCGAGCGAUGAGGUCUUGGCCCAAGACCCUGCUGCCUCUCUUCGUCUAUGGCAUCGCCUGCUAUGGCGUGUUCGUCUCCGUCUACACCCUCAUAGCCGAUCGCCCGCGUAAAGCGGUAGGCGGCAGCUGCGCGGCGCCCAACAGCUGGAACAUCCCCACCGUUCCCAACUUCAGCGGCGGGAAUCGAUAUGCGGUCUUCCUGCCCACCUUUGCCGGACACUUCCACUACGUAGUUUCGUUCUUCCAGUCUAUACGCUGUCUGUGCGUCGACCACCAAGAAAUCCAGUUCAAGGUCAUCGUGUCCGACUCCGGCGAGGCGGCCGCCCUCCGGGAGCUGCUGGAUGGCUCGGAGCCGUGCGGAAAGACCUUUGGGCGGUGGGACGUGCCCAUGCAAAACCGCGAGAGACCGAUCACGUCCGUCGACGUUGUCAAUGUUUACGACAUCCUGCCUAAGGCGUUCCUGACGAGCGACGUGGCGCGCAACGACACGUCCAAGCUGCUCCAGGAACUCGGAAAAUUCGGCUAUCAGAGCGUCAAGAAAUUGGCCGCGGCUAUACGCUUCAACUAUGACUCUGCGCUGUGGCUCGACUCCGAAUCGAUCGCCGUGCGGCCGUUUAGCUUCCGCGAGACAUUUGAGGCCUACGUCAAGGCCCCUACGAUAUUUCGAUCCAUGAGGACCAGCACAGACUUUAUGAGGUCAAUCAUGGAGAACUCGGCCAAGGUUCUGGGGCGGUCCAUCACAUCGUUUGGCCCUGACGCCUGGACGCUGGAGAGUACGCAGUGGAUCAUCGAAAAGAAGGUCAUUUCGGACAUGGUGUUGCAGGUCGAGGGAGCCCACGAACGCGACUUCUGGAGCGUAUGGGCGGAGAACGGCGUGCCCUUCGAGAUCACCAUGUACAACCUGCACAUCAUGGCCCGGAAACUGGAGCUCGUGGAUACCGUCUUCUCUCGAUACCGAGUGAUGGAGACCGAGAGAGAGAUGCGCCACUUUGGCCUUGCGCCUGCUUUCCCCGGGGUAGACUUUCCAGAGAACGCUGGCGGGUUCCUGGAACGAGUGUGGUUCUUUCUGAAGAGACCCGAGAGCCAAGGCGAUCUGUCGGCGUUCCUGAGGAGAUAUGGCCAGCGACUUGUCCGACUUGACGAUCUGAAUGUCGCGCCUCCGGAUGUCAUCAAUCGAUUCUUGCUGGACACUCCGAUAGACCUCAUUGUCUCUGGCGCACCGCCGUUGCACGAGUGGUGGGUCGAGCAUCCAGGCAACAUCACGGAGCAGGCGCAUACAACGGCCGCAUGA
Purpureocillium lilacinum is the source of this 1383-nucleotide messenger RNA. RefSeq lists its product as uncharacterized. Lineage: Eukaryota; Fungi; Ascomycota; Sordariomycetes; Hypocreales; Ophiocordycipitaceae. The record is from RefSeq and is a predicted model, not a curated record.